Toxotes jaculatrix (banded archerfish) is the source of this 1462-nucleotide messenger RNA. Its product is annotated as platelet-derived growth factor subunit A-like. The record is from RefSeq and is a predicted model, not a curated record. Gene Ontology annotation, molecular function: platelet-derived growth factor receptor binding; growth factor activity. The transcript is spliced from 6 exons. Gene Ontology annotation, cellular component: membrane. The coding region runs from base 690 to 1289 and encodes 199 amino acids. Lineage: Eukaryota; Metazoa; Chordata; Actinopteri; Toxotidae. Gene Ontology annotation, biological process: positive regulation of cell migration; positive regulation of MAP kinase activity; positive regulation of cell population proliferation.
ACGACCGUGGGGAGCUGACCUCAGACUCCUCUGGGCUUUGGCGCAGGGAGAUUUCUCCUUUCCUCCUGGUUUUCUGGACCUGGACCUCUGAGACUGGUGGUUUGUGGAUGUUUCAAGUUAAAGGAUCUAACAAAUUCUGGUGAUUCGCCCACAAAAAGUGCCAAGACGCUGAGCCGCUGCAGGAUGCGCAAAUAUGUGAUUUGGAACGGAUUAUUCUGAAGGAAAAAAACGAUGGAUAUUGUUGGGCGUGUGAAUGUGAAAGAUUUUUUUUCGUACUUCCACUGGACACCUGUUCUUUUGAAGCGCAGAGCAGCUGGACAUCAACUUGACCUGAGUUAGGUUUGAUUGAUGAGCUUUUUGAUACUUCAAACUAUUUUCCCCGCAACUUGGACUUAAACAAGUUUUAUGGUCACUUUUAUAUUAGUUUGAAAAUCAGCCCCUCGCUCACCUACAGUGAUUUGCACUGAAUGUAGGAGCAGAGUAAGCUUUAGUCUGUGCCUCAUCUCACUCAGGAGUUAAAAGAUCAUUUAAGUUUUCUAGGCUCCUGGUUCGCUCUUUUACUGGGGCUGUGGUGGUGGCCAGUUCUCCCGAGGGAUGAUUCUGGGCUCCCGUGGCCAGGGAGCGACAGCCCGGCUCCUGCAGUGGACCAUCGCCUCGUUCUGGUGCCUAUGCAGCGGAUCUGAGAGGAGAUGAGAGCUUCGAUUUACCACCUCCUCGCCGGCUGCCUCUGCCUGUUACGCACCGCUGCUGAGGAGUCCCCUCUCCCCCGGGAGCUGUUGGAGCGGCUCUCCCGCAGCGACAUCCGCAGCAUCAGCGACCUCCAGCGGCUGCUAGAGCUAGACUCCGUAGAGAACGAGGUGAUCGAGGAGACCAAAUACAGCUACCACAAGGACUCCUCUCACAGCUUCCCUGACCUGAAGAGAGCACACACACACACUAGACACAGGAGGAGCACUGUGGUGGAAGAGGCCUUGCCAGCUGUGUGUAAGGUGCGGACGACGAUCUAUGAGAUCCCCAGGAGCCAGGUGGACCCCACCUCGGCCAACUUCAUCAUCUGGCCGCCCUGCGUCGAGGUGAAACGCUGCACUGGCUGCUGCAACACCAGCAACAUGAGGUGCCAGGCAGCCCGCAAGCACCACCGCACGGUCAAGGUGGCGAAGGUGGAGUACGUGCGACGGCGGCCCAAGCUGAGGGAGGUGCAGGUGAGGCUGGAGGAUCACCUGGAUUGCAUGUGCACCAACAAACGCCACAUCAGCCCAAACUCAGACACAGACAACGGCAUCAGGUGAAUAGAGAAGGAUAGAUGAAGGAGUGGAGGAGGAAAAAAAAAAACGACAAGAAGCACAAAACAAGGACAAGCACCUUUUGCCUCUAACAUCUUCACCACCUGGCAGCAAGUGACUGUGAAAGGUUUGAUGGAAUUUAUUUUGAGCAGUGAACCUUUGGGAGGUUUGACCGAGAA